CUUUCAAAUAUUUCCAAUCCUUUGGCUACUAUUGGAGAAAUAGUAAGCCAGAUCGGAAAUCCAUAAGUCAAAAUAGGUCGAAUGGCAACUUUAUACAAAAGAAGUUUUCUAUUUGUUGGUAAAUACUUGUUGUUGAAAAAGUAUGAGAACAUUCCUGUUAUCCGUUGUGCCUUCUGCAAUAUUGUUUGGCCAUGGUGAUUAAAAUUCAGCAACUAAUUAAAGUGGAUUCCCACGUAUUUAAUGCUUGAUUUAAUGGGGAUAUCAACGCCAUCAAACGACAAGUGUAACAUUUUACUUUCAGGCCCGAUGGCUUUGGGGCAAUUACCUGAGGCAUUCUAAUACAUAUUUUGACAAAGUAUUGAAAAACACGUUCUGUGCCAAAUAGAGUUAUAAAAGGGGAAGCAAAGUAUGAAAAAUUAAAUAAAACCAAAGAAAAAAAAUCGAUGUGCCGCUUUUGGCAAAAGCUGUAAUAAACACACGAUGAAUACGAUCAUGAUGUGCCGUCUAAAAGUGUCAUAAGAUAGAUGACUCGAUUUUAUAAUCGACUAUUCGAUUUUUAAAAAGCCAUAAUUAAAAUAAAUAAUUUAGCUGAACAAAAAAGUCGAAAAAGCACUCUACCUUUUUAUUUUAAUGGUAUGCAAAAUUCUAUAAUCAAAAUAAGUUUUAUAAAGACAGCAUUUGAAAAAUUAAAUUAAACAUUGCAUGACAGUUGUGUUGCUCAUUAUCAAAUGAACUUUGCUCACGGCCGAGUACUGAUAAACCGUAAAAUUUUAUGUCAAAAAUAUGAAUUUUCGAAAUGCCCGUGCACGGCAGCCAGAAAUUGUUCGUUCUAUACAAAAGGAUUCAAGAUAUACCAAUGAACUUUCGGAAGACUUCUCGGAUUUAUUGAGGUUGACAGGACCGCGGAACUGGAUCAAAUACAAUUUGUUCACGAAGCUGAUGGCGGAAUUAACAUAUCAUGGAUUUGCGUCUUUAAACAAUUUACAAACUCUUGGUGAGGAAUACACGGGAAUCAUACAAGUCGAUGCUGAUUACAAACAAAUUCCUUCAAGAUUACUGCAAAUAUCGGCAAUUCUACUGGAGUUUGGAGGAGACGCCUUGUAUAUCAAAGUAUUGCAAAAACUAAAUAGGCAUAUUGAGGACAAUGAUGAUAUAGUACCAGAGGCAAAAUCAAAAUUAAAAUCAAUUGUAAAAUGUAUGCUUAUUUCUCCUUCGUACAUUAAGGCUUUGCACAAAUCCUUGUUUUACCUACGCUCUGACAAAUAUCAAAUUUCAAAACGCUGCACAGGCAUUAAUUAUGUGCUAAUACGGCAUUGGUUGCAACCGGAGUUCUCAUUGUAUGGAUACAAAAUCUUGGGUGUUGUGACAUUCUUACAAGUAACAUUUUCCGUUGCUAUAGCUGCAUUUGAGACAUGGAAGGAGCACAAACGAAAACAGUUUGAAAUAACAAAAUCCCUUAAACGCUUUAUUAAUAGAGAUAACUAUACAAAGCAGAUUGAAGGACAAAGAAACGCCUCGAGCUCGUGCAUAUUGUGCCUAGAGCCACGAAUGCAUACUACCCUAACCCCAUGUGGACAUUUGUUUUGUUGGGGCUGUUUGUUGGAUUGGUUGGACGAACGAUAUGAAUGCCCUCUAUGUCGAGAGACAUUAAAAAAGUGUCAAGUUGUACAAUUACAAAAUUAUUUGUAGAUUUAUGUGUUGAUUACAGAUAGCAACUAACGUUGAGUUGAAAUUUGUAUUAUGUAUAUCAUCGUUUUUGGCAGUCUGGCGGAGAUUCCAAAUGUCAUCCACUCCCAAAAUGCAACACUUCCCAAGUCUCUUCGAUUUGAAACAGGAAAAUGUUCCAACGUUCUGCAAUCCCAGCCCCUAUUCGUAUUACUUUUGCAACCAUCUAAUAAACCACACAAUCAUUUGGAAAGGACUCAUUAGGCACAACUCCAAGGUAAUCAAAGAAAAAAGCAGGCAAAACCAAGAGAUUUCUCAUGCCUCUUUUUUUAAUUCUAAGAGUUUUGAUCGAUUGGCAGAUCAAGAAUUUGGUUUAUAUUGAGAACAUAUCUAUUUAUCGACUUAUUCGCAAUUUUCAGUUAAGCGUAAGAAUUAAACAAUAAAGCAUAAGUGAAAACGAAA
This is a messenger RNA of Stomoxys calcitrans (stable fly), 2127 nucleotides long. It is a transcript of the gene Pex10, whose product is annotated as peroxisome biogenesis factor 10. Gene Ontology annotation, cellular component: peroxisomal membrane. Gene Ontology annotation, biological process: protein import into peroxisome matrix. Gene Ontology annotation, molecular function: zinc ion binding. The transcript is spliced from 3 exons. NCBI's taxonomy places the organism in Eukaryota, Metazoa, Arthropoda, Insecta, Diptera, Muscidae. The record is from RefSeq and is a predicted model, not a curated record. Bases 784 to 1689 code for a protein of 301 amino acids.